Miscanthus lutarioriparius is the source of this 768-nucleotide messenger RNA. NCBI's taxonomy places the organism in Eukaryota, Viridiplantae, Streptophyta, Magnoliopsida, Poales, Poaceae. The record is from the annotation of a GenBank genome assembly.
AUGGAGCCGGCCUCCUCGUCCGAGCCUCCUCCUCUGGCGGAGGCGGCGGCGAGGCGGAGGCUGCCGGAGGAGCUGAAGCUGCGGCGGAGGACGCUGGAGUCGGUGCUGGAGCAGUGCCAGCGCGCGCUGGAGAUGAUGCACGAGGCCGAUCUGGGGGAGGCUGCGGAGGGGGCAAGCUUCAAGGAGGUGGAGGUGGAGGAGGAGGGGGGCGGCGACGGCGGCGGGGACGAGGACGAGGGGGCGCCGCCGCCACCUCCCUCGGAGACCGACUACGAGGCGGACGAGCUGUGUGAUCUUCUGAAAUCAAGGGUUCAAUCACCUGAAUUUCUUGAGAAGCUAGAUACCCUUCAGAAGUCAGUAUAUCAACAUGGUGCAGUGGAUGAAACGGUAUCAUGGGAUAUUAUAAGUGCUGCAGAUAUAUGGGAUGAUAAGAGUAUGAAUGUUAGUGAUGAUUCAGAGGACGGAUAUGUUCUUGUUAAGCAAGAGGACAUAGUUGAUGGUAUUGCAUGCUUCAUGGCUGCAUACUUGCUUUCACUGAAACAAACUAAGGACCUGACACCCAAUCAACUUCAACAAGCUCUUAGCAAGACAUUUUCAACUAAAAAGAGGAAAAGCAAGCUGCAGAAGGCAUGGGAUGGAACGAAAGUUGUUUACAAUAUGGCAUCAUGGAGCGCGACGGCCAUUGGUAUCUACCAGAAUCCUGCGAUUGUACAAGCAGCAACUGCAGCCUUUUGGACAUCCUGUCGUGUAAUAUCAAAGUUUCUGUGA